AUGGACAAACUCCGUUGCAGACAACAUCGCAGUUCGGCCGCUCGAAGUCCUGGCCCGCAAGAAAGCUUGGCAAGGCCAAGGCAGUGCGUGCCCUCACCUUCCGUGCGUUUCAAAAGGACCCAGUCGCGCCAGUACAUGGACACUGAUUGGGCAGGGCAGCCAUUGUGGCGCGCGCUGCUGCAAGGGCGAGACACUUGCCGCGAAGUCAAGUUGGACAAGCAUGCGGUGUGUUUGUCUGGUCAGAAUUCAUGCGAUCGACAAGACGGAACCAAACUCCCGAACAGACUGCCAGAUCUGUCCUUGUCUCCUUGGCCACCAACCACCGGGCAAGAGCGGGCUGAUGCUCCGAGUUUUCGUCCAUGCACGGAAGCGUCGGAUUUCAACUCAAGGCUGGUCCCUCGCCGCACGCGGGAAACAGACGACCGAAGCUCAAUAUCGAUGCUCAAUGCGUUCGUGAGCCAUGCGGUCAGCCACCUGGCAUGGCGAGUGCACUUCGAAGCGACUCCCCGGUACGGUCCGCAAUUCGGCUACAGAUCUGGCAUCUUGCAGCUUUCACUGCAGUGCGCCCGUUUCUGUGUACGGAAAAGACGGUCCAGAGAGGAUCUUCUGAUGGAAGCGGUUGAGGACCGCUUUCUCAUGCACCGGCGAACAAAGACCGAUGUUGUCGUCACGAUUCACUAG
Messenger RNA from Pseudozyma hubeiensis SY62, 681 nucleotides. RefSeq lists its product as hypothetical. The coding region runs from base 1 to 681 and encodes 226 amino acids. The transcript has 2 exons. Lineage: Eukaryota; Fungi; Basidiomycota; Ustilaginomycetes; Ustilaginales; Ustilaginaceae. The record is from RefSeq and is a predicted model, not a curated record.